AUGGAUUUUAAAAGUUAUCUAAAGGUGUUUGAAACAAAUACAUUAAACAAAUAUAAUCGUGUGGAGUGGCAGUUUCUUAAGGGGAUUAUGGAAAAGAUGGGUUUCCCAGCAUUGUGGAUAGAAAGGGUGAUGAGUUGUGUCACUACUCCAACUUUCUCUAUUCUGGUGAAUGGUAAACCUUGUGGUAUGAUACAUCCAUCAAGAGGAAUACGACAAGGUGAUUCAUUAUCACCAUAUCUAUUUCUCUUGUGUGUAGAAGGCUUUACGGCUUUGUUGGCAAAAGCAGAAAUUGAAGGGAGGAUUAAAGGGGUUUUCAUAUGUAGAGGGGCACCCAGAAUUACCAACUUACUAUUUGCUGAUGAGUCUCUGAUGUUUUGUCAAGCUAUACAGAAUGAAGGGCAAGUUGUAAUGGAAAUUCUUCAAACAUAUGCACAGGCUUUAGGACAAUGUGUGAAUUUGGAGAAAUCUUCAGUUUAUUUCAGCAAUAAUACCAUAGGCAAUCAAAGGCAAUUGAUGCUACAGAUUCUAGGGGUGAAGGAGGUGGAGAGAUUUGAAUCUUAUCUAGGGCUGCCAACAUUGAUUGGAAGAGCUAAGUAUCAUACUUUUUCUUAUUUAAAAGACCGAAUCUGGAAGAAGCUGCAAGGUUGGAAAGGUAUGUUGUUAUCAAGAGCCGGAAAGGAAAUGUUGAUAAAGGCGGUGGCCCAAUCUAUCCCCACUUACACAAUGAGUGUGUUCCAACUUCCUAUGAAACUAUGUGAUGAACUGAGUAGCAUGUGUGCUAGAUUCUGGUGGGGUCAAGUAGUUGAUGAAAGGAAAAUCCAUUGGAAGAGGUGGGAUAAGCUGUCAAUUUCAAAGAAGGAAGGUGGUAUGGGUUUACAGGAUUUGAGAGAUUUUAAUUUAGCCAUGUUGGCUAAACAAGGUUGGCGAUUGAUCCAAGGGAAUGACUCUUUGCUAUACAGGUGUUUCAAAGCAAGAUAUUUCCCUCGGUCUUCUUUUCUAGAGGCCAAAGAAUUGCUUGGUUGUUCCUAUGUGUGGAGAAGUAUAUUGACUACCUUGCUUAUUCUUAGAUUGGUUCUUGUUGGAGGGUUGGUAAUGGGUCUUCCAUAA
Messenger RNA from Quercus lobata, 1107 nucleotides. RefSeq lists its product as uncharacterized. The transcript has a single exon. Lineage: Eukaryota; Viridiplantae; Streptophyta; Magnoliopsida; Fagales; Fagaceae. The coding region runs from base 1 to 1107 and encodes 368 amino acids. The record is from RefSeq and is a predicted model, not a curated record.